CAGUAUAAGUAUUAUCUUCACGCCCCGAAGGAAACUUUUCUGAAUUUGAUUUUGCGAGGCAACUGUUACGAAAUGGUAUGGUGCUGGAGUUUCACGACACUCACGGCCCCAUUCGCUCGCUAGUUCGCCCGAAUGCCGCACCCGCAAUGAAAGACCCUAGAGGCGCCGUGCGUAUCGUGGAAGUAGGACCGCGGGACGGCCUACAAAAUAUCAAAGACCAUGUGCCAACGUCAGUAAAGAUCGAGUUAAUCCGACGACUCCGCGGAACGGGUCUGCAAACCAUCGAGUUGACGUCGGUAGUCUCCCCUCGAGCGGUUCCACAGUUAUCGGAUUGUCGAGAUGUGCUGCGCAUGGAAGAUAUCAAGUCACUGCGGAAGGAACCUAAUAUUCGUCUUCCAGUGUUAGUUCCCAAUAUGAAGGGUCUGGAUAUUGCACUCGAAUACGGUGUUAAGGAGGUUGCGGUCUUUAUCAGCGCCACGGAAGGGUUCAGUAAGGCCAACGUCAACUGUACUGUGAAGGAGGGCUUAGAAAGAGCGAGGAAUAUUGCAGAGAAGGCUACCAGCUGUGGCCUGGCUGUCAGGGGAUAUGUAUCAUGCAUAUUCUCCGAUCCUUUUGACGGCCCAACGGCGCCAUCCGCAGUGCUUCACUGCGUGAGAGAGCUGCUCGAGAUGGGAUGUUAUGAGGUUAGCCUUGGAGACACACUGGGUGUCGGCUGCCCCGAUAAAGUACGAAGUCUUCUGGUGUAUCUGGAGGAACAUGACGUAUCUCUCGAUUUGCUGGCGGGCCAUUUCCACGAUACGUACGGCCAAGCUGUAGCCAACACUUGGGAAGCAUAUAAUUGUGGACUUCGUGUGUUUGAUAGCAGUAUCAGCGGCCUGGGAGGUUGCCCCUAUGCACCGGGCGCCAAGGGAAAUGUUGCCACAGAAGACCUAGUUUAUAUGUUUCACAAUGCGGGGAUUGACACUGGCCUUGACAUGCUCAAGCUGGUGGAAACUGGCCUGUGGAUAUCCACAAGACUGUCAAGAGAGAAUGCAAGUCGAGCUGGAAUAGCGCUCGCAAACACACACGGACUAGUGUGUCCACCGCGCCAUACGGACCACACACAGACCAAGGCAGUAAUUUCUUGGUCCCCAGUGAACACCAAGGGCAGGCUACUAACAUAUCGCUCGGGUGGCAAUUUUAAGAUUGUACUCAAUCGACCGAAAAGGGGCAACACGUUGACGCAGAAGAUGGUCGCGGACCUUAUAGCUAUCAUCGCAAGUUGCAACAAGGACCCUUCCCUCUUGAACAUUAUCAUCACUGCAACCGGGGGAUACUUCUGCAUGGGUAUGGAAAUUGGAAAGACUAUGCCAUUCAUUGCCCAGGGUGCUUCAAGAAAUCCCCGGCUCGAAGUGGAAGAGCGCUUUUAUACGCAACGCAGUUUCUCCACUCAUUCCACCACGGCGGACAAGCUGAAGUCACUAGGGCUGGUAUCUGAAAUUGUAGAAGACCAGGGACAGCUACGGGCCGGCCUUGAUGAUUUACUCAUACGCCUGAACAAUUCCAGACCUGCUAAACCACGGGUGUCCAGGGAGCUUUCAUGGUCAACGAGGGCGAAUGCAGAAUGGGAUGCACAAGUUGAUACUCUUGAUGAGACUUUUUUCAAAACGAUGAAGCUUGAUGUCGGCCAAGGCGACAUGAAAGCAUCCUACAGCGGACGGAGAGAUGAUUUGAAACUUCUACGUAACAUCAUGACCAUACGACAGUCUCCCUCACCCUUUACGCUGGAAUUUGACUCCCUAGUAAAGAAGCAGUUGGAGAAAUGGAAGGUGCCCGGCAUUACAAUCUCCGUGGUUCACGGCUCGAGCACUUAUGCGAAAGCCUAUGGCAUUGCAGAAUUCCCAGACAAGAAGAUGACUGUUGACUCUCUAUUCACCACUUGCAGCACCACCAAAGCCUUCACUGCUGCUGCGGUAUCCAUGGUAAUGGAUGACAGAAAAGAGACCCCCUCACCUCUCAGAUGGGAUACGCCAAUAGCAUCCUUAAUUCGAGAUGAUUUUGUUCUGGCUGACGGCAAUGCCACAAUGAACACUACACUGGAAGAUGCUCUGUCACAUCGAUCUGGCUUACCAGGUCAUAUAUUUGCGAUGACAGGCGCAUAUCCGGACGAAACAUUGCGUGAAGCGGUCCGGAAAAUCAGACACCUUCCGCUGGCGUAUCCACCGCGAACAACAUUCGACUAUUGCAACCAUAUGUUUAUGGUAGUGUCUCAUGUCUUGGAGCAAAUCACAGGCGAAUCACUGGGCGAGUUCCUACGAAAGCGCGUCUGGAGCCACUUAAUAUGA
Aspergillus nomiae NRRL 13137 is the source of this 2324-nucleotide messenger RNA. RefSeq names its product putative 3-hydroxymethyl-3-methylglutaryl-Coenzyme A lyase. Gene Ontology annotation, molecular function: hydroxymethylglutaryl-CoA lyase activity. The record is from RefSeq and is a predicted model, not a curated record. The transcript has 5 exons. Gene Ontology annotation, biological process: L-leucine catabolic process; ketone body biosynthetic process. The annotation marks the transcript as partial. Lineage: Eukaryota; Fungi; Ascomycota; Eurotiomycetes; Eurotiales; Aspergillaceae.